AUGGAUGCUAAAUUUGAAGACAUCAACUGGGAUGAGAGGAUUCGUAUGGCUAAAGGCCUGUCUAGCCAUCCCAACUUUGACUGGAAAUGGGGUACUUUCCCCCAAGCCGAGGCCAACCGAAAGGGAGCCAUGGAUCGCUACUGCAAUAUCAAGCCCUGGAAUCACAACCGCGUCAAGCUCCUUGUCACCAAAGGCCAGCUCGACUACGUCAACGCCUCUCACAUCGAGGCCCCGCCGUCGCACGACUCGUCCCUCUCACCGCUACGCUACAUCGCCAUGCAGGGUCCCACCGAGCCCUCAGUCCCUUACGUCUGGCGCAUGAUUUCUGAGCAGUCCGAGUCACCCAGCGUCAUUGUCCAGCUCACCAGCAACACAGAGGGGAACUUUGCAAAGUGCAACCAGUACUUCCCCGACGGCCUAGCCUCGGACAAUACCACCAAUACUCGCCAACACAACCAGUGGAGCCUCAACGAGCACAAUGUCUGGGGUGAUGGAUGGUCUGCCACCCUGACCCUCGAGUCGGUCGAGUUCCUGUGCAGCGAUGCCAUUGAGAAGCGGAGGCUAUCUCUCAAGGUUGCCCGAGAGCGGUACCCCCGUGUUGUGUGGCACUUUUGGUAUCGUCGCUGGCCCGACUUCGGCGUCAUCCACCCGGAAGACUACGCCACCUUUUUCGAACUCAUGCGCCUGUCGCGGGAGCACAGCUGUCCCGGCGCACCCCGUAUCAUCCACUGCAGCGCCGGGGUUGGACGAACGGGGACCUUUAUCACACUAGAGCAUCUCCUCCGUGAACUGGACGUUGGCGCCUUUCAUCCCUCCCAGUUCUCCAAUAAGGAUGAUAACAACAAGGACGACAGCAAUUCCGAUCCAGACUUCGUCUACGAUACAGUCUCGCACCUACGUCAGCAGAGAAAGGGAAUGGUCCAGAGUGACCAGCAGUACCGCUUCCUAUACCAGGUCCUCCGACGUCGGUGGAUAGAAUUGUACAAGACACGCGGCGUGGAAGACGACGAAGAGGACGACAAUUAUGGAGGUGUCACCCUCGCAAACGGCAUCGCCACUACCAACAAGGGCGACAAUACCAAAACCAAUGCUAAGAGUACGAGUACGAGCAACCAGCUCACCGAUGUCGAGAGCUACGACGAUAACGAUGAUGACGACGAUGACGAUGACGAAGAUGACGACGAGGGUGGUGCCAAGGUCAAGAAUGAUUCUGCCACUGCACCUGCUACUGCUACGGCCACUGCCGUUGCACCAAGCGAUAUGACGGUGGGCGGCGUCAGCGUGUCGGAUAAGCUUAGGACCGUUAACCGUUCGAAGCCUUUCAGCAGUGGAGGCGGUAGGGCAGCCAUGAUGAAGAAGAGGGCCAAGAGGCUAUUGUUUGAUUAG
Molecule: messenger RNA, 1386 nt
Organism: Geosmithia morbida
Lineage: Eukaryota; Fungi; Ascomycota; Sordariomycetes; Hypocreales; Bionectriaceae
Exons: 1
Coding region: 1-1386 (461 amino acids)
Biological process (GO): protein dephosphorylation
Molecular function (GO): protein tyrosine phosphatase activity
Source: RefSeq, a predicted model, not a curated record